CACGCCCCCUCCGCGGGCCCGCCCUCCCAUUGGUCAUCCUAGCAGGGCCAGGCGCAGGAGCCAAUCAGCGGCGGAGGAGGAGGAAGGCAUGGCUCCCACCUCCCACCUGAGAGGCAAGCCCCGCCAGGGGUCAGUGACCUUCCAAGACGUGGCCGUGGACUUCACCUGGGAGGAGUGGGGGCACCUGGGCCCCGCCCAGAAGGAGCUGUACCGGGAGGUGAUGCUGGAAAACUACGGGAACCUGGUCUGCGUGGGGCUUGCAGGAGCCAAACCAGAUGUGAUCCAGCGGCUGGAGCAAGGGGAACCACCGUGGAGGCCAGGGGAAGGCUUCUCCAGAAGCAGCCGUCCAGAUUGGGAAACUAGACUUGAAAACAAAGAGUUAAGUUCAGCACUGGGCAUAUUUAUAGAAGAAUCUUCCAGGGGAAAACUCAAAGUGGACAGUCCUUGUGUCUUAAAUUUGAGAGAAGACUGGGAAUGUGAUGUCAACUUAAAGAGCCUACGGAAUUAUGAGGAGAAACAUUCUAGCAAAGUAAAAAUCACUCAGAGGAAGCGACGAAGCAAAGUGAAAAACCGUGAAUAUACUAAGAAUGGCAGAAGCUUUGGUGUAGAAUCAGUCCUUUCAGAAUUGAUCAUUCCUAAGGACAAUGAAAAUGGGAAAUCAUUUAGUAAUCAUUCAGACCUUAUGGAAAAUCAUAAAUUACACACUGAUGAGAAACCUUAUGAGUGUAAUGAAUGUGGGAAAACUUUCCUUUGGUCAACAGAACUUACCCACCACCAGAGAACUCAUACUGAAGAGAAACCUUAUGAGUGUAAGGGCUGCGGGAAGGCUUUCCGCUGGAAUUCACAGCUUAUUCUGCAUGAGGGAAUCCACAGUGGAGAGAAACCAUUUGAAUGUGAAGAAUGUGGAAAGGCCUUCCGCCUGAGGUCACAGCUGACUUUACACCAGCGAAUCCAUACUGGAGAGAAACCUUUCGUGUGCAACAAAUGUGGGAAAGCAUACAGGCUGAGCUCACAACUUACUCUACACCAGAGAAUUCAUACUGGAGAAAAGCCUUUUAAAUGUAAAGAAUGUGGGAAGGCCUUUCACCUAAGUGGACGGCUUACUGUACACCAGAGAAUUCAUACUGGAGAGAAACCUUAUGGAUGUAAUGAAUGCGGGAAGGCUUUCCUCAUGAGGUCACAGCUUAUUGCACACCAGAGAAUUCACACUGGAGAGAAACCUUAUGAAUGUAAUGAAUGUGGGAAACUCUUCCGCCUGAGUGGACAACUUACAGUACACCAGAGAAUCCAUACUGGAGAGAAACCCUGUGAAUGUAAGGAAUGUGGGAAGUCCUUCCGCCUGCAGUCACAGCUUACCCUUACCGUACACCAGAGAAUCCAUACUGGGGAGAAACCUUUUGAAUGUAAUGAAUGUGGGAAGUCCUUUCAGUGGAGGUCUCUAAUUAUAGUACAUCAGAGAAUUCAUACUGGAGAGAAACCUUUUGAAUGUAAUGAAUGUGGGAAAGCUUUCCGACUGCAGUCACAGCUUACUUCACACCAGAGAAUUCAUACUGGAGAGAAACCAUAUGAAUGUAAUGAAUGUGGGAAGGACUUUCAGUGGAGGUCUCUGCUGGCAGUCCAUCAGAGAAUUCAUACAGGAGAGAAACCUUUUAAAUGUAAUGAAUGUGGGAAGACCUUUCGCCUCAGUGGACAGCUUACUUCACAUCAGAAAGUUCAUACUGGAAAGAAUCCUUAUGAAUGUAAUGAG
Molecule: messenger RNA, 1747 nt
Organism: Vombatus ursinus (common wombat)
Lineage: Eukaryota; Metazoa; Chordata; Mammalia; Diprotodontia; Vombatidae
Product: zinc finger protein OZF-like
Exons: 5
Biological process (GO): regulation of cytokine production; negative regulation of transcription by RNA polymerase II; regulation of immune system process
Source: RefSeq, a predicted model, not a curated record